UCUCAACCUCUGGUUCUCUCCUCUCUCGUCCAGAAACGAAAACCCGUCAAAAAUCGAAGAAUCCUAGCCUUUUCUUUCGAAAUCGACGAGGGAGAUGGGAAGGACGGCUUCUCUUAUUCUAUCCCUCGAUCUGCCUAUCCUCUCCUUCUGAUGAAACUCGAGCGAAAUCCCCAGGAAAGUGACGACAAGCAGAAAUCCCUUUGUAGACCACAAAACGAAGAUGAUCCGGAAGGUCCUCACGUCGGCGGUAAGCGACUUCUACCCUUGCAUGUUAUCUUUUUAUCGAUCUCGGUUUAAGAGCUAUUCUAGGAUUCUGACCUUCCGUUUUGGUUUUUGGGUUCUCUCUGGUGUAUGAUCGAGGGGGAGAGGGGGCGGCGAGCCUUGCCGCCGGCGACAAAGACUCCGGCACCGAUUUUGUAUUGGGUUGUUGUGUGGUGAGUCUUGAUUGGUCCUUUGAAGAGGUGGUCGGCGCCUAUUUGCAGGAUGCAGCAGAGGUUUUUUCCUUGACCUGCGGGACGGGAUAGAUAUGGACUAGGAAAACCGGGUUGACUCUUGUUGACGGGGUUGACCCUCGUUGCCUUGGAUAAUAAUAGGAGACGGGCUGGAAUUGGAGGUACACAAUUUGUUCGGGCUCAAAAGUAGGAGACUUUAUUAUUGUAAUUAGUUUUAAUCCUUCCUUUAUUUAGAGGUUUACUCAUGUGAUGUACAAUGUAU
Molecule: messenger RNA, 714 nt
Organism: Linum tenue
Lineage: Eukaryota; Viridiplantae; Streptophyta; Magnoliopsida; Malpighiales; Linaceae
Source: the annotation of a GenBank genome assembly